CCAACCGUCCCGCGACUCGCGGGACUGUCCUGCAUUGGGGGCUUGUGUCCCGCGUCCCGCAAGAAAUAUCAAAAUACUAAAGUGUCCCGCAUUUGUCGCUGUCGUGAAAUUCGCUACGCAACUCAAGGCGCUGACGAACAACGGGGCACGGGGAAGCGCGGAGAUCCCUGGUGAACGAUAUGUGAAUCACGAUGGUACAACAUUUUCUAUCCAAGCAUAGCGGGAAGCGACCGUCGUUCCUGCUGGAGAAGUAACGCGCAUACGCCAUUGUGCCUCCCUUCCCUUGGUGGCAAAAUGUUGAAAAAAAACAUUGCUCACCAAAAGUUCAAAAUAAAUUAUUUUCCAAUCGUGCUGUGUCAAUGCAAAAAGAAUGCUGUAAAAACUUUUUUUUUAUAUUGAAGACAACUAAACAAGGCAAGAAAACCAACUCAAAAUGGUCAAAAAUCACAACAUAAGGUUCAAAAUUUGCACAGGAAAAUGUUGGAAAAAAUAAGAAUCCAAAGGAAACCAGAAGCCUUAAAAGAUUUACUGCUUCUUCUAUCCUUUUGAUGAAUUGAGUUCCGCUGCUGUCGAUUUUAUGUUUUCAUCUUAGGCCCCUUUAAUCAGCAUAUGUGGCAUGAAAACUUAAACUAUGUCACUGGGAGUGAAAAUAAUUGCCGCAAUACAAUUUUCAGCUGUAUAAUAUGCUUUCGUUCAAGACAGGACAUUAAAUGCGUUAGCAGAGCCCCAUUUCGUGGCGUGUGUUGAUAAAUUUCCAGGAAUUAUUACUUCUUUCCGUUAUGUUUUUUUUUUUUUAACCUGAGAUUGGUGCACAAGGUAGAAACAAAUGUUUCCUCCUCCUGCUCCAGUCUCGGGUUAAAAGGCAUCGUGGUAACUUUCCACCAGUCCGACUGCAGACUAAGCUCUGGAGUUGCACAGUCGAAAUAUAAUACUGUUCGCUCAUCUGCAAACGCCACUACGUGAGCCCGAUCCAACAGAUCGAAACAUUAGAGAGUUUUAGGGAACCGUUUCUGCACAUCCGAUACACUACGAUGGGCCCUCCGGUAUUAGAACUGCGCGUAUGCGAUUCUUCUGUGGUAGCGCAUGCGCAGUUCGUAUACGUAUUUCGUUACUUUUUUUUCGGUAACGCGUAAAAUACUGUAUUGGCAUCAACUCUCGUAUUACCCUGUCUCGGGUUGCUUCAAAAUGUUCAUUUGGAAACAUACUGAAUUCUAGGCACACUGCGCGUGAUGAUGAUGGUGUACCCUGUUAGCCUGGAGCCCUCACGCGGUCGCUACGAGCACUGGAAGCGAUGGCCUCGGGAUGACCUUUUGCCAGACAUCGAAAGUAUACAGGAGGCACCGGCUGUGCGCCGCCUGCCGACUACAGACCGCAAAAUACGCUACACGUACUGUGCGCGCGCGUGUGUGUGUGUGUAAUAUGUCCGCACAGUGCACAGAUUAUUCGACUUCAACUCAGUUCAUUUGCUACCUCGCAAUAGUCCACUCCUCGCAAUUUACCACGGUCUUACACCUCGCGAACCCCACGCGAUGGCUUUAUGGACCAUUAUUUUUCUGCUCUUUUGUGCGCUUUAAGCAUUCCGUUCGUUUUCCAUGAAGUCGAGGGAGAUCAAACGGCCGUUUAUACGCGAAAGCAUUAACUUUCCAUGGUGCGAGCCGACGUCAUCAGCUUUGAAGCCGCGCCAAAUGGCAGCUAAACUCCCCUCUCCCAAUGAAGCGAGGUAAAGCCGCGAUUUGAAGCCUCCCAGCUUUGCAGCCGCGCAAAAAGCCACGCAAAACGGCAGCUAAAUUCACCUCUCCAAAAGGAGCGAAGUGAAGCCGAAAUCUGAUAGAUCGGCUCCCAUUGGCUGGCGCGCGUCAUAGUUUCAAGGAACGAGGCUCCCAUUGGCUGGCGCGCGUCAGUUUCAAGGAGCGCCACCCCAUGGCGCUGCGGGCCCGCGCCGGUAAAAGGAAGCGGCUGGCUGCGGGGCCAGGCGGGGCCUCCCAGAGCCCGCCCGGGCAGACUCCGGAGCGGCUGCACGGCCAAUGUCAACGCGGCGCGGCCGCUUCAUGAGAGCGCACGCAAGAACGACACUCAUGCUUUCACAUUCACAACUCAUAAGAAGUGCUUAGGUGUCCCUCGAGCCUUCUUUGGUGCCUCCGUCGGGCUGUCGAAUCCUCCCAGCCUGGCUGACCGUAUGAACAAGUCCAGAAACGGGCUCAUGGGCUGUCGUGCUUUUCGUAAAUUCCUUUCCCUCGCCAGCACUCUCUCAUAGCAAACCCCCGUCUUGUGUCACCGUGCGUAAGGCGCGAAGGCUACCGCAUUGGAAGAAAUGGAACGAGUAAUUUCAGUAAUUCGUUACUGAAAAAGAAUUGAAUUACGGUACAAAUUACAUUUUUUUAAGUAAAUAAUUAAAUACUGACUUAUACAAAGGUAACGUAUUACAGGUAAUUUCUUUACUCGUAACUAAUUACUUCCAUGUCUCUUUAAACCAGGUGUGCGUAUAGUGUCGGUGCUUCCCGCUUGUCUCAUUGAAUGAUUUCGUUCUGCUCUUUGGUCUGCUCUUCAUUGAGCCACAGAGAAUGCUAUUUAUAUUCACCUGUGUUUAAAAUCUAAACCCUACAUUUAACCGGUAUACGUAUAUACAGGUUGUACAUUCUAAUGAAACAGUCCGGUAACAAACGAACACAUAUAAACGUUUGCAUUCGGUGUACUGAAGAACGUUCUAAAGCGUGCUCCCCCCCCCCCCUCCCCCCCCCCCCACACACACACACUUUUUUUUUUCAUCGCAAAAAUAAUUAAGUUAUGCGUCGCAAAACACUUAAUCUCCAACCAAAUGUAGCACUAGCGGUCCGGAUCAGAAACCGAAGUUUCAGAAUUAACUCUAGUCUUAUUGAAAAUUUAUGUGCUGUUCUGAAAGUUUCAAUGGGAAAAUGGGGCCCGCGUUUCUGGUAGUUGACGCCAUUCAUCCCCAUGUAUUGGUAGACUUCAUCGGCUCCCAUUUUCGCAUUGAAAAUUGUAAAAAAUCGCUUGUAACCUUUGAGUAAGAUAACUGCUAAUUUUGAAACUUUGGCACCUGGUCCGAACCGCUAAAGCUGCAUUUGGGGGAGCGCUCGGCAGUGCAUCGCAUACUUUAAUCAUAAAAAAAAAAAAAAAAAAAAAAAAAAAAAAAAAACUUUGUUGAUGCGUAAACAAAAUUGUUUGUACAACGUGAAUAUGUUGUUGGUGGUAAAAUUCUGCCCUCCAAAUAAGGUGGAAAUGGUAUAGAUGUGAAUAUACGCGAUUUAAAUUAAAUGGAAAUUGUACGAAUAGUUUAGAAAAUUCCAAUCAGGAAGAGAAAACUUCGGUAAAGCCGUAGUUGGAUUAUGCCGUAGUCACAUUGACACCGUGGUCCAAAGCCAAGUAGUCUGCUUUCCUUGGAUGAUGACGCCCUCGCUUCAAAAUCAAAACCAAGGAUACGUUUUAAAAUGGGCAUACAGAAAGAAAAAAAGAAGAAAAGGAAAGACCAACAAUGUGAUUUUCAGGCAAGGAGAAGAAUGGAGAAAAACCCGUCUAAGCAUUUUCGUUCUUUGUUUAAUCAUUCCCUUCCUCGUUAUAAGUGUCACUUCAUUGUUCGGGUGGAGAGUGUUUUCUGCGUUCGUUCUCGCUUCCGACGAGCCGACUCGAGAGUUGCUCGAGAGCAAACGCGGAAGUGCUGCGAGGGAAACGGGCCGCCGCGACGCGAGAGGCGGCGCCAGCCGAUACUGCCAAGAAGACAAGGCCCCUGCGUGACGUCAUCUUUAGCUCCUAGCUUCCCAAAGCGGCAAACACGCUGAAGAUCGGCGAGAGACGCUGCAAAAUAGCAGACGCGUUCGUCUUGGCGUCGCACCCUUUGUGAGACGCUACGAUUCCGGCGCAAGCUGCGUGGAGACGCUAGUGUCAGGGUGUGAGCGUGGGCCAGGGGUGAGAAGGCGUAGGCCUUGCCUUCCAGCUGUUGUUGCGCCAGCGCUGUGCCGACGCGCGCCGGCACCGAGCACAACUCGGCCGCACUCCGACCUCAUCGGGUCGACCUCGCCGGCUCGCAGUCGACUUCCACGUGCCGCUGUAGAUUCGCAUUCGAGGCCGAUGGCUGUCGAAGCGGUUCGCACGGCGGGAGUGUUCCUGGCCGAGCUGCUGCUCCGGUGGAUGGACCUGGUCACGGACCUGCUGCUCUUCCUGGUCAACCUGUGCAAGAGACGUCGCUCGGUGCCGCCCAUCCGGGACCCGCUGCUUCUCCAGUCGGCCACCGCGCUGGCCGCCAACAUCAGGCAGGGCAAGGUGAGCAGCGUGGACGCGGUGCGGGCGUACGCGUCCCGCGUGUCCCAGGUGGACCCGCUGCUCAACGCGGUGGUGGACGAGCGCUUCCAAGACGCCCUGGCCGACGCCCAGCGGGCCGACGACCUGGCGCGUUCCGGGGCGCUGUCCCAGGACGAGCUGGCCCGCACGAAGCCGCUGCUCGGGGUGCCGUUCAUCGUCAAGAACUCCGUCUCUGUCAAGGGACUGAUCUGCGACGUGGGCGUGCCGGCGUGGCGCGGCCACCGCGGCGACCGGGACUGCGAGGUGGUGUCGCUGCUCCGCCAGGCCGGCGCCAUCCCCGUGGCCACCACCAACACUCCGCAGCUCUGCCUGUGGACCGAGUCCUUCAACAGGAUCUACGGCAGGACCAACAACCCGCACGACACGAGGAGGACGUGCGGAGGCAGCAGCGGAGGAGAAGGCAGCCUCCUGUCGGCGGCCGGUGCCCUCCUAGGCGUGGGCACGGACAUCGGGGGAAGCAUUCGCCUUCCGUCCUUCUACUGCGGGACCUUUGGUCACAUGACCACGCCAGGAAUCGUCUCUAGCGAGGGCCACCGUCACCCGUUCAGCAGCAAGUUCAUGAGGCUCUAUUCGGCGGGGCCCAUGACACGCUACGCCUGCGACUUGGCACCCAUGCUCAAGGCCAUGCUUCCACCGGGGGCGCGCGACAAGCUCGACCUCGAUGCGCAAGUGGACCUGAAGAAGAUUCGGAUGUUCUACGUCGAGGACGAGGGCUGUAGAUUUUUCUCCAGAGUUCACGCAGACGUCACGACAUCUGUUCAGCGGGUGGCGUCCCAUUUCCACGAGGUCCACGGCAUCUCGACGGAACGCAUCACGAUCGAGGCCAUGGCGUGCGGUUUCGAGAUGUGGCUGAGCCUGCUGGCAGUCAGCGAGGGAGACCCACCCACAGCGGCCUUCACAAAUGCGGACGGCUCGCCCAUCAACCCGUGGCUCGAGAUGCUCAAGAGCGCCAUCGGCAGGUCGGCGCACUCAUUUCCCGCCCUCAUGGUGACCAUCCUGGUGAACCACCUGAUGCCCAAGCCGGACUCGUCGUACGUCCGGCGGUACACCACAAUGGCGGCCGAGCUGCGAGCUCGCCUGCAGUCCCUGCUGGGAGACGACGGCGUGCUCGUGUGCCCGACCGCCCUGGAGCCAGCGCCGUUCCACAACGCUCACGCGCUGCGGCCCGGUGCCGUCACCCUGACCGCCCCCGUGAACAUCGCGGGGCUGCCGGCCACCGCCUGCCCCGUGGGACCCACUCGCGCCGGGGACCGACCCGUCGGCGUUCAGGUCGUGGCCGGGCCGUACAGGGACCGCCUCUGCCUCGCCGUCGCCAGCGAGAUCGAGCGAGCCUUCGGGGGCUGGCAGAGGCCGUGCGAGGUUCGCUGCGACGGCUCCUGAAGACGCCUCGGCCGAACUUCGCUGUUUAGUUGGACCAUCUGCGGACUUGGUGUGUUGUACAGGGUCAGUGUUCGCGGGAACGCGCGACAAGUAACGGCGUUACCGGUGAGGCGUUACUUUUUUCUGUAACGUAGUAGAGUACUUGUUACACUCUCAGGUUAGUAAAGGAUAAGUAUAACCAACUUACGGGAGUAAUUUGGGGUAACGGCGAACGUAGUUAAGUAACCGUCGCAUCGUUUUUGCCGAAACUAAAAAAAAAAAAAGACCACUUAAAUUUUUUUUUUUCUGUGUGGUUAUAGACGCCAAGACAUGAAUUCUUUUCAGCAUUUCUUUUAGGAUUUUUACUUUUGUAUUUAAAUAUACCUGUUAAAAAUGUAAUUAUGUUAAGUUUAUGCAUGGAGAUUAUGUUUAUUGAAAUAUGGUGCUUGUGCAUACCUGUAACGUCGGAACAAUUAAAAGUUUUAAUUCGUAAAUACAAAGUAACGCAAAGGAUUUUUUUUUUAUUUGCAACGAUACUCAAAUAGUAAAAAGUGGCACUACAUAUAACUUACGACAUGACAGUUCAAUGCACUAUUACAAAAAUACGUACGAACUAUGGCGAUCAAAGUCUAUCGCACCGAAUCACCCAACUACUAAACCUAGACCCACGAAUAGUUGGUAUUAUCGAAAAAACGAGUUCAAUAGGACUUAUUAAAAUCAAAAUAAAAGUUUAUAUUUUUUUACUUUUAUGUGAUUCUUGGA
Messenger RNA from Ixodes scapularis (black-legged tick), 6435 nucleotides. RefSeq names its product fatty-acid amide hydrolase 2-B. The record is from RefSeq and is a predicted model, not a curated record. Lineage: Eukaryota; Metazoa; Arthropoda; Arachnida; Ixodida; Ixodidae. The transcript is spliced from 10 exons. Bases 4084 to 5694 code for a protein of 536 amino acids.